This is a messenger RNA of Penicillium odoratum, 1767 nucleotides long. Its product is annotated as ABC1 kinase family protein. The transcript has 4 exons. Gene Ontology annotation, cellular component: mitochondrial inner membrane. The record is from RefSeq and is a predicted model, not a curated record. Bases 1 to 1767 code for a protein of 588 amino acids. Gene Ontology annotation, biological process: mitochondrion organization; lipid homeostasis. Lineage: Eukaryota; Fungi; Ascomycota; Eurotiomycetes; Eurotiales; Aspergillaceae.
AUGAGCGCCGCAUUUCGCCCGCCGCUGCGGACCCUGUCCAGCCUCGCGCCAGUAGUUCGAACAUCAACAGCCUCGAUUUCUAGCGCUACCAGUCUGACAAGCUCAUUGCGCACGACUUUCUCGCCUUGCAAAUUUACCGCCCAGUCAUGGAGACCUCGGCCAUGUGAAUCGAUCUCGGGGGUAGCCUGGUCCAGGCGCUCUUUCGCCACGAGAGCCUCGCCCCUCUUGUCCGCGGAGACACAUCAGAACAAUGGUCCGAAAGUUAAGCCGCCUAAGUCGCGGAAAGCACUUGUAUACUUGAUUGCUCUGGGUCUUCUCGGUGUGGGUGGGGUGGUCUACUCUCACGAGAUCAAGCAUGCAUACUACGCGGCGGGACGAAGUGGUCGUGUGGUCAGCACAUUGGCUGUCUGUAUUAACGAUUACCGUGUUACCCUGAAAAAAGAAUUCCCUUCCCCCGAAGAACGUGAUGCCAACAUCCGCGCAUGCCACAAGCGAUGCGCCGAGCGCACGCUCCGUGUACUUGAGAAGAACGGAUCUAUUUUCAUCAAGUUGGGCCAGCAUAUCAGCAGCAUGAGCUACCUCCUCCCGAUCGAAUGGACUGAAACCUUUAUUCCGCUCCAGGACAAGUGCCCGGUGUCUUCUAUCGAGUCAGUCGAGGCGAUGUUUGUUCAGGAUACCGGCCAGACAAUCGAUGAGCUGUUCAGCUCGUUUGAUCCGGUGCCUACUGGUGCUGCAUCGCUUGCCCAGGUGCACAUUGCCACUCUAAGAGAAACCGGCCAGAAAGUCGCUGUCAAGGUCCAGCACCCGGCACUGGCUGAGUGGGUGCCUCUGGACCUUGCGCUGAACCGAUUCACAUUUGCCAUGCUUAAGCGCUUCUUCCCGGACUAUGAUCUGGAGUGGUUGUCUAAAGAGAUGGAUGAGUCCCUACCGAUUGAACUGGAUUUCCGUAUGGAAGCUCAGAAUGCCACUUUAGCCAGCGAGUAUUUCAAGAAACACUCUGAUGCUCCGUUGGUUAUUCCUGAAGUCAUCUGGUCACAACCGCGUAUCCUUGUCAUGGAGUACAUCGCUGGCCGCCGUCCUGACGACGUUGCAUUCCUCGACGCAAACAACAUCGACCGCGACGAAGUCUCCGCUGCCUUUGCCCACAUCUUCAACGAAAUGAUCUUCGGCGACAAUGCUCCGCUCCACUGCGACCCGCACGGCGGUAACGUUGCCAUUCGCCCCAACCCCAACCGCAGCCACCCAAACUUCGACAUCAUCUUGUAUGACCACGGCUUAUAUCGCAACAUCCCACGUGAGCUGCGCCGUAACUACGCCAAGCUCUGGUUGGCCGUUAUCGAUGCAGAUGUUCCGCGUAUGCGUGAAUACGCCCACAAAGUGGCCGGCGUUACGGAUGAGCAGUUCCCGCUCUUUGCCAGCGCCAUCACCGGUCGAGACUACUCCGUACUAACGAAGCAGAACGUUGUCUCUUCUCGUACUGCCGAGGAGAAGAAGGAGAUCUCCAACGCACUGGGCGAGGCUCGCAGUCUCGACGAAAACUUGCACACCCGCCAGGGUCCGAUGCGCACAUUCCUCAUUCUAGCUCGCUACGCCACCCGCACCGUCUUCGAGGAGCAAAUGGAGACGAUCCGGGAUUCCGGUGGUGUCUUUGCGAAUUUCUUCCGCUUCCUCUCCGCCUGGAUGGGUUACCUGCGUGUUGAGGUGAAGCUAUCUGUUUAUGAAACAGCUCUGAGCCUGAAAAGCCGAUUCGGUUUGCGAACCGGGUAA